AUGUCUCUGUUAUAUCGACGUUGGACACAAAUUUCAAGGCUUUCGCCUCACAUUUUUUCAGGAAAACAGUUGCAACAAUCUAGAGGAGGAUUUAUAAAUUUAUCGCUUUCCUCUUCAAUCCCUCUGCCUCACUCUUUUGAUAGCAACCCCAGUACUUUACGAACAAGAAGGUUUUCAACAACAUCAAAAGUAUCAAAUGAGUGUUUUGCUCUCCAACUGCAUGAUUUACUUCCCUUCAUUCAAUCUAGUCUCGAUAAGCUUCAAGGUUUUAUGGGGAAUGGGCUGCACUGCAUUUUCUUCAAAGAUUUCAAGAAUCCUGUUAUUUACCAUGAGAAGGAUCUGGAUCUUGGAAACUUUAACAAAGCUAUUGAGGAGUUAAAUGUGCAAGAAAAUGUGAAAUUUGACGAGGGGAAUUCUGGGCCCAACUUGAAAACCACCUGGGCGAAACAAGCAGAAGUCAUCAAAGAACCUCAUUUGUGCUCUUCUCUUCAGAACCUACUUCUCUGUUUCCCAGGAUGUGUUUCUGCAGAUGAAAGUGGCAACCGCCUGUUCCUUUCUGAUAGCAAUCAUCAUCGCAUUAUUGUAUUUGAUGGCAGCGGAAAGAUUCUGGACUCUAUUGGUUCUUGCCCAGGAUUUGAGGAUGGAGAGUUUGAGUCUGCUAAGCUAGCACGUCCUGCAGCUUCCUUUUAUGACAAUGCGGAGGAUUGCCUGUAUAUUGUAGAUUCAGAGAACCAUGCCAUCAGGAGAGCUGAUCUGGAGAGGCGGGUUUUAGAGACACUUUACCCAACUUGUAGCUUCAGUAAGAAAAAUAAUAGUGUUUGGACCUGGAUUAUGGAUAAGCUGGGUUUUAGAAAUACUGUUGACGUGAGAUCUGUAGAAUUUGAUUCACGGCCUCUGGUGUUCCCUUGGCAUCUGUUGAAGUCAGUGGAUGGUAGUUUCUUAAUCAUCAGCCAUAGCUUUGAAAAUCUGUGGGUGAUGGAUUUAGUGUCAGGAGAGAUAAAAGAAUGCAUCAAAGGAUUUCCCAACAUUUUGAAGACUUUUGGACAGUUGAUAAUGGAAAAACUUUCCUUUUUGAAAGAGAUACCAAUCGAUUACUUGAAACAGCAGAGUGAUGUCAAUUGUCCACUAAAGGAAUUUCAACAUGCCACUCUCAUAUCAGCCCUAACAACCUUUGAGAAUCACAUAGUCAUGUGUGACACAGUUGCACAUAGGGUGCUUAAAAUAAGUAGAGAAUCUGGUGCCUGUUCAAACUUCCAGUUUUCAAAUUUUGGGACCCUUGGAUUACCUUACUGGUUGUCCUUUCCUGUGGAGAGAGUUUAUUCUGUGUGA
Messenger RNA from Dovyalis caffra, 1329 nucleotides. NCBI's taxonomy places the organism in Eukaryota, Viridiplantae, Streptophyta, Magnoliopsida, Malpighiales, Salicaceae. The record is from the annotation of a GenBank genome assembly.